Messenger RNA from Oryza brachyantha (malo sina), 1242 nucleotides. RefSeq names its product lipase 1-like. The record is from RefSeq and is a predicted model, not a curated record. Bases 33 to 968 code for a protein of 311 amino acids. Lineage: Eukaryota; Viridiplantae; Streptophyta; Magnoliopsida; Poales; Poaceae. The transcript is spliced from 4 exons.
UGCCACUGCACCACCCUCUCGCCGCCGCCGCCAUGCCGUCGCUUGGAAUCGCGUCGCUGCUCGACGGGUACUUCCGGCGACGCUUCGCCGCGGCGGGCCUCGUCCAGGAGUCCGUCCCGCUGGACGGCGGCGCCACGACGGUGCAAGGCUGGCGGUUCCCGCCGGGGGCGAGCGAGGAGCUGCCCGUGCUCGUCCUCCUCCACGGCUUCGGCCCGCUGGCGACGUGGCAGUGGCGGCGGCAGGUGGGCCCGCUCUCCCGCCUGUUCCGCCUCGUCGUGCCGGACCUCCUCUUCUUCGGCGGCUCCGGCACCGCGGCCGCGGGCGCGCGCUCGGAGUCGCACCAGGCCGAGGCCGUGGCGGGGCUCGUCGCCGCGGUCGUCCAGCCCGGGACCCGCGUGUCGGUCGCCGGCACCAGCUACGGCGGCUUCGUGGCCUACCACGUAGCGAGGCUGCUUGGCCCUGCCGCCGUGGCGCGGGUGGUGAUCGCGAGCUCCGACCUGCUCAAGGCCGACGCCGACGACCGCGCCCUGCUCCUCCGCGGCGGCGCCGCGCGCGUCGAGGACGUGAUGCUCCCCAGCUCCCCGGAGCGGAUGCGCCGGCUGCUCGACCUCGCCUACCACCGCCCCCGCCGCUUCAGCUUCACCCCGUCCUUCGUUCUCCGCGACCUCGCCCAGUAUCUCUACACCGACAGAAUAGAAGAGAAGAAAGAGCUCAUCAAGGGGAUAACCCUUGGAGAUAUAGACAAAUUCCAGCUCACUCCACUUCCCCAGGAAGUUCUUGUGUUGUGGGGAGAGCAUGAUCAGAUUUUUCCCAUAGAGAAGGCAUUCAAAGUAGCAAGGAAACUUGGUGCAAAUGCUAGGUUGGAAAUCCUGAAGAACACUGGCCAUAUGCCACAGGAGGAGGACUCGAAAAAGUUCAAUGAGGCCCUCCUGAACUUCCUUCUACCAGCUCCAAAUUCGUCUCUGUGAUAAUGGGAUAUCAGUGCCCAGUUUCUUGAGCGUCUAUCUGCGAAAAACACUUGAUAUAGCUUAAGCUGUACAUUGUCUUCUGGCGGUUGGUAAAAAUUGUACCUUCGAGAUAAAAACGGAGAAGAUAAUAUGUAGUAUAUGCACUGUUUCUUGUAGUGAUAUUCUGAACUGAUGAACUGUUCCAUGUGCUAAGUACUAAGUACUAACCACUAAGGUUAUACAAGGGGUCGUUGUUUGACUUUUUUAAGUGAAAAGCUAAACGUCAUAUUUACAA